Molecule: messenger RNA, 1275 nt
Organism: Scleropages formosus (Asian bonytongue)
Lineage: Eukaryota; Metazoa; Chordata; Actinopteri; Osteoglossiformes; Osteoglossidae
Exons: 7
Coding region: 44-886 (280 amino acids)
Biological process (GO): heterophilic cell-cell adhesion; homophilic cell-cell adhesion
Cellular component (GO): adherens junction
Source: RefSeq, a predicted model, not a curated record
GCAAGAGAAAAUGAAAUGAGUGACUGGAAGACACAGGGAAGUCAUGAAGUUGUAUUAUUUCAGAAAUCUUGCAAGAGAGAUGACUAAUGAUCAUGUUCCUUUCAUGGCGUUUGGUCUGUUCUCCCUUCCACUGCUGUUGACCUGUUUCACUCUUUUGACAGCUGCUCAGAGCCAGCAGAUCAUUGCUGAUCCAGAGGUCACUGCCUACCUGGGUGGUGAUGUGACACUACACUGUAGAUUGCAGAGUAAAUCUACAGUCAAAAUCACACAGGUUCAGUGGACAUGGGAAUCAACAGAGAAAAAAAAGGAAGUCAUUGUCGUAUAUAACCCAGCUCAUGGGAAACAUUACUUUAAUUCAACUUUCUCAGGAAGAGUUGUCUAUACCAAUCAGUCCCUGGGUCAUGUGUCCAUCUACAUAACAGGAGUGAAGUUGACAGACAAGGGGAAGUUCACCUGUCAGUACACCACCUUCCCUAAUGGCAUCAUGAAAACCACCAGCACUCUCAUUGUAAAGGAGAAUCUUCCAUCCUUGUCUCCAGAAGUAGUUGCUGGGAUUGUUAUGGUCAUCCUGCUAGUCAUGGUUCUCCUAGCAGUUUCAUUGUACUUCAUCCUUAAGAGGAGAUAUGUUACUUCCAUGGGGAUUAUUACUGUGUGCUGCUCACUUCAGCCCAAUGUUAAUGAAGAACAGGAAUUAACCUAUGCAGAUGUACGGGCCUUUUCUAAUGCAAAAGAAGCUACGAAGAGUCCGGCGACGCAAACCGAGUGUGAAUACGCUGAAGUGAACCGCGGGAGCCAGUCAGCGAACAGGCGUUCGGCGCCCAGCCCGGCCCUGCAUUCUCACGCAGAGCAUAGGGACGUCUCACACGCUCAAGUCAGGAGGACCUAGCCUUUGUGAGAUGGGGCAAAUGGAACUCUAGUGAUCAACAGUGAUCAACCAGAAAAUUUUCAUAGCCUUAUAUGUAUCAUGCCAGUUUUUUUUGUUCAAAUUGUUAUGGAUAUGAUGCCAAAGUAAAAUACUGCAUAGAAGUGGCAAAUCACAUUGUACUCAGCUGAAAACACAAGUAAAACUAUUGAAUCAUUUAUGCCACCGAUGCUUAUUUGAAAGCUAAUUAUCCAAGCAAACAAAACUGAGAAAGUUUGUACAGUAAGUUGAUGGACAAAUAUUUUAAAGGAUGUGUAAUUGUACCACAGUAGCUUUGCAAGACUACCAUUGCAAUAUCUCAUCAAUAUUAAGUAAGUCAAUAUCCUUCCUCAAUAAACACAACAAUCUGCAAA